Messenger RNA from Symbiodinium natans, 906 nucleotides. The record is from the annotation of a GenBank genome assembly. Lineage: Eukaryota; Dinophyceae; Suessiales; Symbiodiniaceae.
AUGCCGGACCCACCGUUCUUCUUCUCGUACGCCGUGGACCUUUGCCACCUCUCCGCCCGAAAAGGAUGGGAAGCACAGGCUCUGGUGACACUGGCGAAGGCAAAGCUGGUGGUCUGCGAAGAGGGCGAGAUCAACCACACCAUCGUCAAGGUGACCCAGCUUGCAGCCGAGCGCGUUGCUCAAAUGCGACCACACCAUCGAGUCUUGAUGGCGGAGGCACUUCUGACGAUGUCCUUGGCGCUCAUUCGCUCGGACGGCCUUCGCAGCGCUCUGCAAGCUGCAAAGGAUGCGCAGAUCUUCUUCAACAAAGCCGGUCAGGCCGCGCAAGCCGCGCGGGCGCAGCUUGCGCUUGCGGAGGCCGAGGUCGGGCUGGGUCGUGCUGCGGAAGGAAAGGAAGACGCCGAAGAGGCUGCAAAGGUCCUCAAAGAAAUUGAAGACUUCAAUGGCCAAGAUCGCGCCCUCGACAUCCUCGAUGCUGCUCACCAGGCCCUGGGGCUUCCGACCAGGGCCGAGAUCGCAGCCGAGGAGCAGAGGAAGCGGCAGGAAAAGCUCCGCCUCCAGCAGCAGCAAUGGGCCCUACAGUACUAUCAGCAGCAGCAGCUUCAGGGUGGAGGUGGUGCAGCCCCACCAAUGCCACAGAUGAUGCCUAGCAUGGAGAUGCAAGCGCCGAAGGCUGGCUCCGUGGAGAAGGCGCCUUUGGAGCGGGAGAGCAACCCCUUGUUGCUCAAGGCAGGCAUGGACACAGGGACAAUCAAGAGCAAGGUCAGCCAGAUCGCGACGGCAAUCAUGGGCGGUGACGAGGAGUUUGAAGCCGACACGCCCCUCAUGGAGGCCGGGCUCACCUCGAACACAGCCGUGCUUCUGCGGGAUGAGCUAACCAAGGACUUGCUCGGGGCUCAGAGAUAG